Molecule: messenger RNA, 839 nt
Organism: Radiomyces spectabilis
Lineage: Eukaryota; Fungi; Mucoromycota; Mucoromycetes; Mucorales; Radiomycetaceae
Exons: 1
Coding region: 131-589 (152 amino acids)
Source: RefSeq, a predicted model, not a curated record
UACUAAACUCAUACCGUCAUUGUUGUAGUUACAAGAAGAUGCAAGCGACACAUUGCGUAAUUUUUAUCAUAAUCGCAAGUCCAAGAAAAUAGCAUAUACGCAGUCAUUGCGUACAAAGCGAGCCUAUGCGAUGCUGGCGUCAAGCGAAGGGGCGCAAAUGAUUGAUCGAAAUGUUCCAACCAACUUAGUGAUGUGCAUUGGAAACGCUGGAACCGGUGUGGGCUCUCGCAUCAGAGGCCAUGUACGAAGAGGGGGGAAGAAGAUGCUGACAGAACACUCAAGAAACACGACAGUCGCUAUAACAAAUGAAUUUUGCUCAUCGAAGACUUGUGUAUUCUGUUUCCAACAAACAGAGCUAGCGAAACGAAGGUUACCAGGUGGAAAAACGAAGCAAGUCUCUGGUGCAGUCCGAUGCAUCAAUCCAAACUGCCCUGCCGUGCCAGAGGGUACGCAACACGGAAUCGUAAUCAGCAAGCUGCUUUCGCCAUUGGUUUGGCAGGUGCGGUCAGACUGCUUUCACAAGAUAACGUCACUUUGCCGCAAUUCGAUCCACGGCCCCAAAGCAAUGACAAUGUGUUAUUCAAAAUGAAUACGAUACAAACACUAUUGAGGCUAUCCGAAGCGAUACGCCUAUGGUUCCACCCAGCUUGAGUGGAUUAACAGUGGGCCAAAGCGUCCAAGACUAGUUAACGUUUAAAAGCUUAUUCUUAUUAAACCUCGACAGAAGACUUGAUCAUCUUCCGCGGUUGUCUUUUUAUCAUACCCACUUAAAAAAUAUUUUCCUGUAUCCGUUAUUUUUUGUGACAGAAACAUGCAGCGUUAUUUUUUUUAUUCAGAAG